AUGAUGGUUAAAAAAUAGAAUGAAAAACUUCAGUCAUUUAGUUAAAUAUUUUUAGAUUUCUAAAGAGUAAGCGAUCAAUAACACUAUCGCAAUCAGAGUUCACUGAAUAAUGUAACAAUGGCAAUGCUAAAAGUAAAUCAAAACAAAAAAGACUAAAUUGUAAAGUUGAAGAAUCAAUUGUUAUCUUCACAUCUAAGCCCAGACAUUUAGAAACUAUAUUUAUAAUCCUAGAAAAUAGAAAUACAAUAAUAAACGACAAGAAAAAGAUUAUAAUUGAGGAAAAGAAACCGAUAACAUUACUAUCUCUUUAAAAGAAGGAGUAAGUAGCAAAAGAACAAUCAUCUUAAAGCACAUUUAGGUGAUUUUAUUACCAGUUUCUAAGUGAUCUUCUCUCUAGAUCAUUAACUUGGAGAGAUCUUUAAGUUGGGGAUUAAAGUAUCGAAGAUUUGUUUGCAUAUAAUCAGGAUUAAGAUUAUGAAAAUGAUUUAAUAAGCACUUUAUUUGAAGGAGAUGGAGAUUAAGUUCUUAAAGAACAAGAACUUGUAUGUAAAGGUAAAUACAGUACAUAAUACACUGAUGACUACAAUGAUAAAUUUAUGA
This is a messenger RNA of Paramecium tetraurelia, 600 nucleotides long. RefSeq lists its product as uncharacterized. The record is from RefSeq and is a predicted model, not a curated record. NCBI's taxonomy places the organism in Eukaryota, Ciliophora, Oligohymenophorea, Peniculida, Parameciidae. The transcript has a single exon.